Molecule: messenger RNA, 765 nt
Organism: Microthlaspi erraticum
Lineage: Eukaryota; Viridiplantae; Streptophyta; Magnoliopsida; Brassicales; Brassicaceae
Source: the annotation of a GenBank genome assembly
AUGGCCUUUAACCAUUUUGUCAAAAACGAGUUCCUAACACUUCUUCCUCAAGCUUACCCUGUAGGACCAAUUUUGCAUCUUGAAGACAAUGGGAAGCAAUCGGAGACUUUGCAGUGGCUUGACGAGCAACCGGCGAGAUCGGUUGUGUUCCUUUGUUUUGGGAGCAUGGGAGGUUUUAGUGAGGAGCAAACUAGAGAAACCGCUGUCGCGCUAGAUCGAAGCGGUCACCGGUUUCUCUGGUCACUCCGUCGUGCAUCGCCGAAUAUAAUGACGGAGCCUCCCGGAGAUUUCGGGAACCUGGAGGAUGUUUUACCGGAAGGAUUCUUAGACCGGACGUCGGGUAGAGGGAAGGUAAUCGGAUGGGCUCCACAAGCUGCGGUGCUAGCGAAGCCGGCGAUCGGAGGUUUCGUCACGCACUGUGGAUGGAACUCCAUGCUUGAGAGCCUCUGGUUCGGCGUUCCGAUGGUGACGUGGCCUCUCUACGCGGAGCAGAAGAUAAACGCGUUUGCGAUGGUGGAGGAGCUGGGACUGGCGGUGGAGAUACGUAGGUACUUCAGAGGAGAUCUUAUGGCCGGAGAGAUGGAGAUGCUUACGGCGGAGGAUGUAGAGAGAGCGAUAAGGCGUGUGAUGGAGGAGGAUAGUGACGUCAGGUACAGAGUGAAGGAGAUGGCGGGAAAAUGCCACGCGGCGUUAAUGGACGGUGGAUCUUCGAAGACGGCUUUGGCAAAGUUUAUUCAAGACGUGAUUGAGAAUCUUGUAGUUUAA